UGGGAGGAAGGGUGUGCUGCUGUUGCAGCUCUGCUGUUGUGCUGUUUUAACAUACAACAGUCUCUGAAGUAUUCUAGACUCUGCAGUGUGCAAGAGUGCCAGUAGUAAUUCAAAUUGAUUAUGCUUGAGGCUGUGGAAGGAAACAGGCAGUUUUUGGAUGACUUCUUCAGCGAAGAUGAAGAAAAAUGUUUUGGUGCCAUAGAGCGUCUGAGGAACCUGGUGAUUGGCAGCAACCGCACCAAGACUCAUGUGGUCGAGUGCGGGAUGGUGCCGCACCUCCUCCGGCGGUUGGCCGACCCGUCCAUCGGUACCAGGGUGCAGGUCGAGAUUCUGGUGACGCUCGGCUCUCUGGCCAAGGGUACGCGGGAGCACGCGCAGGCGCUGGUGUCUGCCGGCGUGCUGCCGCUGCUGGUGGACGGCCUGCGCGCCGGCGUGCCGCAGCUGCGCACCCCGCUGCUGCGCUGUCUCCGCUCGCUGCUGCUGCAGCUGCCGGACAGCGCCGACGAGCUGUGCCGCGACCCGUCGGCGGUGCCGCUGCUGACGCGCUGUGUGACGGGCGCCGCGCGCGACGACGAGUGCACGGCCACCGUGCUGGCGCUGCUGUGCCGCGGCGCCGCGCGCCAGGAGCUGCUGGCCGCCAGCGGCGCCGUGGACGUAUCGGCCGCGCUGCUGGCCUCAGAGGCGGCCGCUGUCCGUCUGCCCAGUCUGCGCCUGCUGGCCUCACUCUGCUACCGACAUCGGGCCAUCUCGGAGAGGGUGGCGCGGUGUACACUGGCCGGCCGGCCGGUGCCGGACGUGCUCACUCUGCUCACGGCCCGCGACCAGCCGAGCGGAGUGCAGCUGGAGGCGGCGCGGUGUCUGUGCUACAUGCACCGCGCCGGCGCCGCCUCGCUCCCCGCCGGCGACCCGCGCCUCGUCUACCGCGCCCUACCCUGCCUGGUGCGAAUGUGCGCCGCUCAUCAGACGCUGGAGGAACGCGUGCUGGCCGCCGACACGCUCGGCUACCUCACCGAAAACCGAUCUGGCGUCGCCGUGCAGCUGCAGCGAAUCUGCGCCAUCACGGAUCACGUGACUGCCACGAUGGUCGAGUACCUGCGCUACAAGCCGACCACCUCACACCCGAACACACGCUGCCACCAGCGGCGCAUGGCCGGAGAGAUGAAAAAGGCGGCUUUCCGCGUGUUCGCCUCUCUGGCCUCCAACGACGAGGAGAUUCGUAAGCGUAUCGUGGAGAGCGCCGGCCUGAUGUCGGACCUGGUGGCGGCCGUGGAGGGCGACUGUCCGAGCCUGCAGCUGGCUGCUCUCCGCUGUCUGCUGUCGCUCUCCCGCUCAGUGCAGACGCUCCGUACUGCCAUGCAGGAUCAUGCCGUCUGGGAGCAGGUGCUCAACAUUGCCAAGAACAGGGCGGCUCCCGCUGAAGUGCGGGUGGUGGCCUCGUCUACGCUCUGUAACCUGCUCCUCGAGUUCUCACCCUCAAAGGAACCGCUGAUGCAGAGCGGUGGCGUGGACCUGCUCUGUGAGCUGACCCGCAGCGAGGACCCCGACAUCCGACUGAACGGCAUCUGGGGACUGAUGAACCUAGCCUACCAGGCGGACCAGCGGGCCAAGCGGGCCGUGCUGCGCCGACUGGGCGCCAGCGAGCUGUUUCGGCUGCUAUCCGACCCGAGCCCGGCCGUGCUGAUGAAGACACUGGGCCUGCUGCGUAACCUACUGACCCGGCCGCACGUCGACCAGUUCAUGGACGAGACUCAGGGGCCGCAGGUGAUGCAGGCGAUUGUCCUGACGCUGGAGGGCGACCACCCGGCCGAGCUGAAGGAGCAGGCGCUCUGCAUUCUGGCCAACAUCGCCGACGGCUCCAGCUCCAGGGAGUUCAUCCUCAGCAAUGAGGACGUGCUGAAGAAGCUGAUGAACUACAUGAUGCACUCCAGCCUGCGUCUGAAACUGGCCGCCGUCCUGGCCGUCAACAACCUGGUGUGGCGCGGUGACGGCGGAUGUCGGGAGCGACAGACCCGUCUGCGCCGGCUCGGCGUGCACAAACUGCUCCACCAGCUGCAGGCUGCUGAUGACCCUCUGCUCUGUGAGAGGGUGAAAAACGUUCUCCAACAGUUCAACUAGACGGAGAGACUUCGCCAGCUCUGAGAGGGAAGAAUGGCGUCGCCAGCUAUGCAGUCAUGCGUUGUGCCAGAGCUUUAGGCCAGCUACAGCCGUCGUUUUGCUGCCCUCGGCUCGCGGUACGAAGCCGUCGGUCGUUGUUUUGUGCUACACAGUCAGACAAAAGUGGAUAUUUUAAGGUAGGAGACCUGUGUUCUUUUUGUGGUGGGUGGUGUGUGGAAGCGCUUCAGAGGCAGCAGCAGCGACCUGAAGAACUCAGCUCAGAACAGUCACCAGCCAACAUGGAUACCUAACGUUCAUUUUGAUUUGAGAGAACUGAUGAAAUACGUAUGGGAAUGCGCUUAGUAUGCACUUAAGGACAAGAGGAAUGUCAAUAUAGAAUAUGUCGGCAGCCUUCACGUCCUAGCCUCGGUGUCGAUUUAUAUGCUUUUUGGCGAGUCUCCAUGAUCUCCUCUUCAAUGUUAUUGAUUUUGUCUCGAGUAGGCAGAUUAUGCCGACAAGAGUGUCCUAUGCUCUCUUUUCGAACAGUCGCUGUGCGAAAGUACCAGGUAACAGACAAACCUCUUCACCAUGAAGUACGAUCAGUAAGCGCACCACUCACUCUCCACUAUCAGUCAACAGGUCUUGUCCGAGGCAAGGUUACACGAUAUCAAAUGUCAGGCUAAUUCACACUUUCUGACGAAACAGCCUUAGCUCGUGUAAUGGAAAUGAACCAUGGCGCUCGGAAAUCAAAAGCAAGUUCUUUGCGAUUAUUGCUGUAUUUUAUCCUUCAAAUUGACAUAAAGGUCAAUGAUGUUUUGAAAGCCUUUGGAUGUUUGAGUGAACUGGCUACUUGCAACAAUUUUGGAUAUAGCGAUUGUAAGUAAUUGAUCGUAGGUGGGUACAAGCCCUUGUGGCUCAUGUCAUGUUAGCUACAUGCAUAUAAUAGUGUAAAAAGUCAGUUUCAAAAGAGGAACUCGGUGGAAUUAUUAAAGAAGUUAUUUUUAUUUUAGUUAAUCGUCUUGAUAUUUUUAUUUCUAAGAAUAGGAGGAUCGAUAGUUGGGAACACCAUGACAUGUCCUUUGUAGUAAGCCGUUAACGAGAAGGAAGAAAUAAGUGGCCAAAAUCUGAUGAAGAAUCAUUACUUGGAGUCUAGUGAUGUUAAGAUUUACGUUAUUAGGAUAGUCCACAUGGCUCGCCCCUAAAUCAUUUUGAGAAAACGAUUUCCUCGUUUUUAUAUCCAUAAUGUGUAGAACUGGAAUGUUGUUCUUCGAAGCUGCCGAUUUAUUUUGCUUCAACAUCUCAUAGUCAGGAUUAAUUCGUCCAAACAUUUGCCCUUUUUUCGUACACAUGUAUUGAAUGUUUUACUUUUUAUAAAGUCGGUCAGUCAACGUUUGA
Amphibalanus amphitrite is the source of this 3489-nucleotide messenger RNA. Its product is annotated as armadillo repeat-containing protein 8-like. The record is from RefSeq and is a predicted model, not a curated record. Lineage: Eukaryota; Metazoa; Arthropoda; Thecostraca; Balanomorpha; Balanidae. Gene Ontology annotation, molecular function: protein binding. The coding region runs from base 121 to 2115 and encodes 664 amino acids. The transcript has 14 exons. Gene Ontology annotation, biological process: proteasome-mediated ubiquitin-dependent protein catabolic process. Gene Ontology annotation, cellular component: GID complex.